This is a messenger RNA of Arachis ipaensis, 726 nucleotides long. Lineage: Eukaryota; Viridiplantae; Streptophyta; Magnoliopsida; Fabales; Fabaceae. The record is from RefSeq and is a predicted model, not a curated record.
AUGGUAAUGACCACGGGGUCAUCAUGCCCUGGGAUGAUACCUGUGGCGUCUUCUCAGGUGAAGAAGAAGGCUAAGAUCAAAGUCAAGGAUGUUUACAACUUACCUAGGGGAGACCCAACUAAUGAACGUAUCUUUUCCAUUAGCUUUGAAAAGUGGUCAGGACAAGAAAAUGGUGGCAUGCGUAAGUCUUUCAAGGAUGAGUGCUUUGAUACAAUGAUAAAGGAGCUUUGCAUGAAAAAUAAGGAAAAUCAAAGCAAGCAAACCAUUCCUCACACUUGUGGAUCUAAAUCCAACUCUCGGAGGCGACAUGAGAUGUACUUGGAAAAGAAAAAGAAGCCUAGUAGAGGAAUGAUGUACAUUGAAACACAUAAGAGAAAUGAUGGGUCUUUUGUAAAUAAUGAGGCAUUAACUAUAGUGGAACAAAUUGAGCUGAAUAUGACAGAGUCAAAUGCACAAUUUGAGGUGUCCCCUAAUGAUGCUGUUGGUAAAGUUUUGGGGCCUGAACACUCUGGGAGAGUUCGUUGCAUGGGCAUGGGAGCAACGCCUACAAAUUCCUUUAGGAAUGUGAGAAGUCAGCUUAAUGGGAUGACUAUCUCCACUAAUUCAGCUGGAUCUUCUUUGCCUACUACUGCUGCAAUUUUACAGGAAAAGAUCAAUAAUUUUGAGUUCGAAUUACAUAAUUCACAGCAAAAGGUCAUUAGUCUAGAGUCUAAGUUGCAGCAAUAA